Molecule: messenger RNA, 1829 nt
Organism: Corythoichthys intestinalis (scribbled pipefish)
Lineage: Eukaryota; Metazoa; Chordata; Actinopteri; Syngnathiformes; Syngnathidae
Gene: comtb
Product: catechol-O-methyltransferase b
Exons: 6
Coding region: 112-903 (263 amino acids)
Biological process (GO): developmental process; dopamine metabolic process; catecholamine catabolic process
Molecular function (GO): catechol O-methyltransferase activity
Source: RefSeq, a predicted model, not a curated record
GAAGCAGAGGGAGGAGUUACACGUGAAAGCAAAUAUAGCUCGCCAUGUCUCAGUGACUUUUGCAAGUUUUGCCUCCAGCAGAGGAGACGCAGGCGCCGACACUAUCAAAAGAUGUGGUGGGUAGUUGCUUACUGCACCGGUGGAGCAGUUCUACUGUACGCUUUAUAUCGAUGGGUGAUCCCCAGUGUUGUGCAGUAUCAUGGAGGCAUGGCGAUCAUCUGGCAUGAUGUCAUUGUGGAGCGGAUCCUGGACACGCUCACCCAGUCAACACGUCCUCAGCGGCUCCUGGCAGCAGUACAUAAAAAGGCCACCAGAGGGGACCCUCGCAGCGUCGUCAAAGUCAUUGAUGAAUUCUGCAACCACAACGAAUGGGCUAUGAAUGUAGGCGAUGAGAAAGGUUGCAUUCUUGACUCUGUGGUGUCUGAGGCCAAUCCUGUUCAUGUGCUUGAGCUGGGCACCUACUGUGGCUACUCCGCAGUUCGCAUUGCCAGUUUGCUCCCACCUCAUGCUAAACUCAUCACACUUGAAUUUAACCCGGCUUACGCUGCCAUUGCUCGGCAAGUCAUCACAUGGGCAGGUGUUGGUGAUAAGGUACACUUAAUUGAAGGAGAAUCUGGCGAAUGGAUUCCAAAAUUGAAGGAGCAAUAUGGAGUAAAAACAUUCGACUUGGUUUUCUUGGAUCACUGGAAGAAUCGUUACCUAAUCGACACCAAACUGAUGGAGGAUUGCGGCCUCCUUAGAAAAGGGAGCAUCCUUCUGGCUGAUAAUGUCACUUGUCCCGGCACGCCAGACUACCUAGAGUACAUCCGGAACAGCCCACGGUAUAAAAGCCAAUACUUCAAAUCUCACUUGGAGUAUACAAAAGCGGAGGAUGGACUGGAGAAGUCAGUCUUCUUAGGGUAGCUUGUGACAAAUUUGUAUACAAUCAUUACGGGGUUCUGUGGUUUAUGAGGAAGUUCAUAUUGCAGAGAUAUAACCCAAAUUAGAUAUAAGUUGGAUGAUGUCGUUAACUACUACUAAUUCUGUAGUAGGCUAUAAAAUAAUCAUAGUGGUCAUGACUUCGUGUGAAAUGUGACCAAGGCUGUAAACAUUCCGUCUAUUCGAAUGACUGAACAGUGUUAACGCAGUUUUUGUAAUAUAUCAUACCCCAGAAAAUAGGAAUAAAGAGGGAAAAAAAUCAUACCAAAGGUGUAAGUGGUUUCUUUGUAAUAUGAGAUGCUGAAAGUUGUAAAAAAAAAAAAAAAAAAAAAUUGUACGUCUGACAUUUUAUUCAAGCUUCUGUUAUCAUGAAAGCCACCAAGAUGCACCCUAAAUCUGCCUAGAUACAGAUAGCUACUAGCUGCAGUCUGACUUUUUAUGCUUGUGCUGUCUAAAUUAGAUGGUGAUGGGAUGUAGUCAAAUGGUACUGUACUUGUAGAGUCUUUAAGAACCUGUGUUUUAUUUUAGUUGAAGGCAUAGGCGGAGUUUGACUUUUGGGGCAGGGGGGACACAACAUGUUGAUGACCCCGAAAGGCAGUGUCAGCAAUAAAAUUAACUUACAAGAAUAUUUAUAAUAAUAAGCUGACAAUGAGCGUUUUUUGUUGCCCAUCAUUCUUGAGGAGAAUUCUAAAUCAGGCUGCUUAGGCAAUACUUUUCACCAAUAUUAUCAUCCAUUGAAUAUGGUACGCCCACCGGUGUCGUGCCAAUGUAGUUACCCAAGUCAAAAAUUGUAUCCCCUGGGCAGAGCCAUAUGGAGUUAGAUUUUUGUCUUUAUUAUACAAAUAAAAAAAGUUGCUUCAAUUUAAAAAAAAAAAAAAAAAAAGGUUUUUCAAUCAAAAUAUAUAUUUUCA